UGCAUCUUUUUUUCUACUAAAGCAAUAAAAGAGUUGAAAUUAAUAUAGUUUUUGGGGUUUUAAGUUGUAUAGUAUGUUCAUAUCUAAUUUCCAGAACUAAUUUUGAUGUUUUUUACAUACUGUAAUGGGAAAUUCUUCAAAGAAAGCAUCUAGUUUGACAAAACCUACACUUGAUGAAAGGCUGUUAAAACUUUUUGAUAAAUUAUGCAAAUAUGAACUGCUAGAUCAAGAGCUUUUUCUGGAACACUUUAAGAGUGAUGAUAACAAAGGAAAAAAUAAUGUUGGUUCCUAUUUGUUCAACUGGUAUUUUAUUGAUUUACUUAAGGCUUCACCAAUAUCAAGAAAAAUUUUUGCUGAAAGAGCACAAACAAUUUUAGAUUAUGUUUAUAAAAGCCAGAACGAAAAGAUUAAUUUGUAUUUUGAUAUCCUAACUAAUAAUCAAUGCGAUUUCAAUGAAGAAGACUUGACAUUAAUUUUUAAAGAUUGCUGCAAAUAUGGAAUUCUGCUGGCUAUGGACAGCUGUGUUAUUUUAAAAGAAGAUGUUUUAAUUUGCUCUAUGGUAAAGUCAUGUUUAAAUGGUGCAACUUGUGUUUCAAAAAAAAAUGUGAAGAGUUUCCUUAUAGAUGAAAGUUUUUAUAUAUUUGCUGGGUUUGAAGCUUGGCUUUUUGAAAAGUUUACUGGAUCUCCUUUGAAAACAAAUUUUGAGAUGUUACUUUUACCAACAGAAUGUGAAUCAGGAAAUACCAUGUUAACACCAACUUUACUAUACUUUUUAUGCACAAGACUUCCAACGUGUUACAUUCGAAUGGAUAACAAAUUUAACGAUAUUAACAAGGAUGCAGAAAAUGAAAAAUUUUCAUGGAAUCUUUUGUAUGAUAGCAACCAGCAUGGCCUUAGUUUGAACAGAUUUAAGAGUAAACUAAUGAACUAUAAAAGCGCAACUAUUACCAUCUUGAAAUUUGUUUCAGGUGUUGUAUUAAUUUUGGCACUUGAUGAACCUUGGAGAGAUGGGCCUGAUAAAUAUGGUGGUCCAUACUGCCAGCUAAUUGAAGUGUCUCCUAACUUAAAAGUUAUUGAAAGUUUUUUGAUUGAUUUACUUUUAGCAAACUCAUCUAUGGUUUAUUUAAAAGAAAAUAGUCGUAGUAUAUCAACAGGUUUACAUAUUGGAUGUGAUACUAAUUCAAAAGUUAAAAUUGAUAAAGACCUUCAAUGUGCUGAACUUAAUUAUAGGAAUUCAGUUAAUGAAGUACUAGGGCGUGUUGAGACUUGGGGAUGUGGAGGAGUAAAGGCCAAACGCAACCAAGAAGACCUUAAAAAAUGGGAGCUAAACGAAAUAGAAAAACGUAAAAAGGUGAAACUUCCUGGUGAAUGGGAUACAGAUAAGGCUAUACUGGAAAUGGGUGGAGUAUGUGUAAACCAUAGUCAAAGAUGAUAUAAUUAUAUAUAUAUAUAUAUAUAUAUAUAUAUAUAUAUAUAUAUAUAUAUAUAUAUAUAUAUAUAUAUAUAUAUAUAUAUAUAUAUAUAUUAAUAUCUUCAAAAUCUUUAUUUAAAAUAUUUGCAGAUGUGCAAAAUAAAUUGUGAUUUAGAUUUAAUAAAGUUUUACUUUUUGUAAAUGAAUCUUAUUAUUUAUUUAUUUUAUAUAACUUACAAUGUUACUACUAAUUAAACACUUACUUUUAAAUAAGAAAAUCUUUACUAGGUACAUAAAUAGUGAUUAUUAUAAAUUUUGUUAAUAACAGUGAUAAUAAACGAUGGUGGCAAAGAUAAAAUUUGAUCUUUUUACUGGGGAGCAACCAUUUUGCACAAGUCAUUAAAGAGCAAUAGAAAAGUAACCAAUUUUUUCGCGUCAUUAGCAGUUCCGAAUAAAUUUUUAAAAACAGCUUGUCAUUUAAAAAGUUUUUGUUUAUUCA
This is a messenger RNA of Hydra vulgaris (swiftwater hydra), 1910 nucleotides long. The record is from RefSeq and is a predicted model, not a curated record. NCBI's taxonomy places the organism in Eukaryota, Metazoa, Cnidaria, Hydrozoa, Anthoathecata, Hydridae.